AUGGAGGGAGAGGGGGAACCUCCCCCGCAGCCUCAAAGGCGCAACAGGCGACAGGUGCCGGUAGUGGAACGUCAGCUCGCCGAGAGAAAUAUUUUCUCCGGUGAGCCGCCGCGUCCGCUACCGUGUAUCCGCACCAUGAGUGCGCUACGCCCCGGCAGAACAUCGCCGAGUGCGAAUAUUACCACCACGGACGAAGAUGAAGAGGAUGAGGAGGAGGAAUCGUCAUCCGCCAUAACCACCAUCAGACACCCGCUACAACCUACACGGGCAAGCGGGAGUGGAGAAAUCGCAGGGGGCUCAUAUUUCCAUGCAGCCCCCGCGGAUUAUACCCCACCGCCACGCCAGCCGAAAGCACAGCGGCGCCACACCCCGCCCGAGACGGAGGCGUCCCUCAUGGAAAAGCGGACAAAGGUAGCCCCCGCUACCUCAUCACCGGAGCAGGGGCCUCCGGAACCACAGGUGAGUCAACCUGGGGCGAGGGCCUACUCCCAACCCCCCAGGUCACCAUCCAAUAACUCCACACCGGCCACAACCCCCAGCAUAUCCCCGGACAGGAGGUCCAAUAGGGACCUCGACAUGGAAGAGCUUGGAGGGGAAUUAGCCUGGACGGACGCAACAUCCUACGCGACAUUCGCGAACAAUGGCACCAAUAGAGGUGCCAAUAUAACACCAACCGCCAGUGAGCUGCAGCCAUCAACAUCCUACGCUGCGACCGCGAUUAAGCCGCCAUCACCUAACACCUUGCGCAGAACAAGUUCACCUAAAGCGACCAACAACACCAACAUCAAGGAGAAGCCCACCCAGGAGUCCACCAGAAAGGGAUAUCCACCCAUAAUGGUGGAAAAACUCCCGGAGUGGACCAAACACUUUAAAAUUCUCCAGCAA
Molecule: messenger RNA, 885 nt
Organism: Iphiclides podalirius (scarce swallowtail)
Lineage: Eukaryota; Metazoa; Arthropoda; Insecta; Lepidoptera; Papilionidae
Source: the annotation of a GenBank genome assembly